Molecule: messenger RNA, 4102 nt
Organism: Monopterus albus (swamp eel)
Lineage: Eukaryota; Metazoa; Chordata; Actinopteri; Synbranchiformes; Synbranchidae
Gene: s1pr2
Product: sphingosine-1-phosphate receptor 2
Exons: 2
Coding region: 708-1817 (369 amino acids)
Biological process (GO): G protein-coupled receptor signaling pathway
Cellular component (GO): membrane
Molecular function (GO): sphingosine-1-phosphate receptor activity
Source: RefSeq, a predicted model, not a curated record
AGUCCAGAAAUAGGAUUAAAAGCCAUUUUCCAUAUUAAUUGCUGUCAACAAGCCCACACCAUCGUUUCAUUUCAACAAUGAAAAGGGUGAUUCUGUGUGGGCAUAUUACGUUUCCAUAGUAUACGCUGCCUCUCGUGUGCGUGGGUGUGUGCUCGUGCCUGUGUUUGUGUGUGUAUUGUAUGCUAGUCUCUGACGCUCCACAGCCCCGUAGUGCUGUUCCCAAAGAGCUGUAGACAAUCACACGGACUGUUGGAUUAGUGUGUCCUCUACUUCAGUUAAACUUUAUUUCUCCUCCUAUUCUGGAAUUGUCGCGGUUUUGGCAGAUAUUUUUUUUGUAACGUUUCGUUUGUAACGUGGCGUACAGACCGGUAUGGAUUUACCACUGACUAGACAAGACACGCCAUCUACUUCUCCACCAAAGUUUUGAUGGUGUCAGCUUUGUCUCUCGAACCCGCAGAAGAGUAAAGCGCAGAGGUUUAACGCAGCAUUUGUGGAAGCUGGUGAACACAUGUGAGAACAUCUGGAGACAAAUAUUUGCCAGAACGUCUUUUCGCUGCUCCCUACAAACAUCGCUAAUGGGGUGACCCACAUAGAAGCCUUGAGACGUGACUGUGGGACAGGCAGUCUCCCUCCCAGCCUUCGUCCUGUCCUUUUCCUAGAAUGCAAUGACUAUAAGUGUGGCCACUCUGCACACCUCCACUGUGUGAAUGAAUCUUUACCGUGAAGCUGUUGUGCUCUGCUACCCUGUCAACAUGAAGAGCAAGUAUUCCCAGUACUACAAUCGGAGUUUGAUCGACUGCCACUAUAUCUUUGCUAAGAACUUUAGCACCCAGGCGCUCAAUGAGGAGAAAAAAAAACAGUUCGCCAUCCUUAACAUUGUCAUCAUAGUCCUCUGCACCGUCAUUAUCCUGGAGAAUCUGCUGGUCCUUAUUGCUGUCUUCCGCAACAAGAAGUUCCACUCUGCCAUGUUUUUCUUCAUCGGAAACCUGGCAUUCUCUGACCUGCUGGCAGGCUCGGCCUACAUAGCCAACAUUUUUUUAUCAGGGUCAAAGACCUUUGAGCUAUACCCGGUGCAGUGGUUCAUCCGAGAGGGCACAGCGUUUAUCGCUCUGGCAGCUUCAGUCUUCAGCUUGCUAGCGAUAGCUAUUGAGCGCUAUAUUGCUAUCACCAAGGUUAAGGUGUACGGCUCCACCAAAACAUGCCGCAUGUUUCUCCUGAUAGGAGCAUGUUGGGUUACCUCCAUCCUGCUUGGAGGACUUCCCAUCAUUGGCUGGAACUGCAUCAGCAACCUCCCUGACUGUUCAGCUGUACUGCCACUCUACUCCAAGAAAUACAUCCUCUUUGUUGUCACCAUUUUUAGCCUCAUUCUACUCUCUAUUGUCAUCCUCUAUGUGAGGAUCUAUUUGAUUGUACGCUCCAGCCGCCAGGAAGCGACUAACUUACAGGCCUAUGCCCUUUUGAAAACAGUCACUAUAGUGCUGGGUGUCUUCAUCAUGUGCUGGCUGCCCGCUUUUACCAUCCUCCUCCUAGAUUCAGCCUGCAGCAUAAAGUUCUGCCCUAUCCUCCGCAAAUCAGAAUAUUUUUUUGGGUUUGCUACCCUGAACUCAGCACUUAACCCACUGAUCUACACGCUGCGCAGCAAGGACAUGAGAAAGGAGUUCCUGCGUGUGUUGUGCUGCUGGGGGGUGCUGCAAAGCGGGCGACCCGCCGACCGUUGUCUGGUCCCUCUAAAGAGCUCCAGCUCUCUGGAACACUGCACCAACAAACAUGAACAUCAGAACAUACCCAUCAUGCAAGAUUGUACCACUUGUGUCUGAUAUGGUGCAAACACACCAGAGAGCUUAUGCAUGUUGUGUGAGUGUGAGUGAGAGAGAGCAUGUGUGUAUAUGUGAUCAAGUAGAGAAGCUGUGAUGAGAUACAGAGACGUUAAAAAACAAAGCAAACACACCCUGGACUGAGGCUGGUACACAGCUGCCUGUAGAGACACAAUCUACAGUGCAGACUUUUUCUUACAUUACAAUCAAAAGUGUGUGAAUUCACAAUCAGCAUUCAACCAAUUCACCCAUGCAUUGGGUAUAAAACCGAACGCUUAGUUAGUGAGAAAGUUCAGAAAUGUGAAAAUAGCUUUUCAUCGGUACUUCAUGUAUAUGCUGCCUGUCAUGUUGUUAUUGUUUUUUCUUUCUAAACAUGAACGCCCCUAAUAAAAGCCAAAAAUAGAAACAUAACAUGCUUAAUAUCAUAGUUAUGGUGAGUUGUUUUGGGCCUUUCGAGAACUGCAUCAAUGCAAAGCUUGCCAAGUUGCACUUUGUAGCUUACUUCAGAGAUUGUUGUUGUUUGUAAGGUUUAAUCACAUUACUCUCCUUCACUGAUAUUUGUAUACAGUGACUCUGUAGGUGACUACAGGGUCACCAUUCAGUCUUUACAGAGCUGUAAUCAGUUUCACUCAGCACCACACUCCACAGAAAAGAAAAUCCUACAAGUGACUGCUCAAUAAAAUCAGGUCUAUAUAUUUCCUGUAUAACCUUGUUUAAACCAUUUGAUAAUCUACAAAAAUGUAAAUAAUCAGCUUACAUUUAUUGCAUGAAAUUCUAACUCAUUUGUAAGCACUAAUGUGUAUGAUAUAUUCCAGCUCCAGCUUCCAUCACUAACACCCCUUCCCUUAUUGGUCCUCAUAUUCUGUUCCUCUUGCUUUGACUGUUGUCUUUUGUAUCCGAACAGUUUCCGCUGAGGAAGGCCUAAUCAGAAAGCACAUUUCCUGAAGCGAGUUGGCACUGAUGAAUCUUUCUCAGUGACAGCUGUCCAGCAGAUUUGACUAAUGGGACUGAUGUCCUGACAGUGUUGUAGCAACAUAGCAGCAAUGUGCUGUCUCUGUUAUUGCCUUCCUCUUGGGGAAGUAGGCUGAAUGUAUGUAUGAAGCGUUUGGGGCAGGCGCCCCAUUGUUAACAGUAUUAUUGAUCAUUAUUUUGAAUUACCAAGUUAUUGACAGGGUAGGUCACACUCACUGUGAAGUCUUAAACAGCACCAUGAACAAGAUUUUUGAUUUUUUUUUUUUUCAUUUUGUUUUGUUUUGGUGAACAUCUUGAUUAAAUUUGCUAGCCAAAUGCAUUGCGAUACUUAAGAUUUAAUGUGUCAUCCUAUGAAAGACCCUGGCCUCCCUACAAAAUAAGAGCUCUGGUUCCAAAUGCACAAAAGGGGGGGGGAUCUGCCUCCCAUCCUCAUUCUCUGAUAUCCUAUAACACACAACUUCCUUCAGUCCUAGGACGUCCUGUUUGUCAUUGUUCGGUUCCUGUUGUUCAGGAUUACACUAACCUUUUCCCUGUGAACACAUUUAAAGUUCUUGUCUCCCUUUGUGUUUUUUAUAUUGACUUAUACAUGUAGAUGGCCAAGUAGAAAGGGUGAAAAGCACUUUGGCAGCUUCAUUGAUCCCUGUUUUUAAGAUAGAAAGGUGUUUUAAUCUGUGUACCUAUCACUUUAUUGUGUUGCCUGGUUCUAUAAUUUUUUAUGGCAUGAAUACAUAUGUAUCUUUGUACAGUAUGUAUGAUUUGUGUUGUAUGAAAUGUCUCAUGUGCAAUAGCCUUGUGUGUCCUAUAGCACGCUGCCUGUGUUAAAUUGGUACUUUCUGAAACACUAAUGGAGGUACAUAAAUGUUUUGUUAAUUAUAUUCCCUUUUAUAACAUAAAUGAAAUACUGAAAAAAAUUAUUUAGUGUGUUUCAUUUUAAUUCUGAGUUGCCGAUUGCAGCUGCAGCAUAUCUGCAGGUCCUGAGAUGCCUCCCUAUUGUGUUUAAAUCUGAGAAGUAUUCCAAAUGCAGUGUUUAAUCCAAACAUGCUCUGACAAGGUCAGAAAAACACUAGCUUCAACAUGAAACCACACAAUUGUACAUGUAAAUGCUGCUUGACCAUCAAUCAUGGGUAUUUUACUUAGUAAAACUGUUAGAAUGCUAAAAGGCCAAAGGAAGCUGGAGCUUGUGUUGGAAGCUAGGGAGAGUGUAGGGAGAGUAAAAAUGGGUGCGGUAAAGAAAAAUGUCCAUUUGUAAAAGAGUUUGUCUGAGAGAAGCAUAAAGAAUGGCCUUGGGAGAGGUUUUUGGGUACAGGGGAGAUUUG